Styela clava is the source of this 744-nucleotide messenger RNA. The record is from RefSeq and is a predicted model, not a curated record. Lineage: Eukaryota; Metazoa; Chordata; Ascidiacea; Stolidobranchia; Styelidae.
ACUUAAUAUCUAACAAACAAACUAACAGCAAUGCUAACUUGGAAAAAAGUCAACAGGAUUGCCAUUGGACAUUCCAGCUUCAUUUUAGGAUUACUUCACUUGCUCACGGGUGCAGUUAAAACAAAAUCAUUCGGAAGGGCUUUUGCACCAGAUUUGUACCAUGAAAUGACUGUUUAUUUCUCUGUUGCUCAUGAUGUUCUUCCACUAUAUGAAAUUAUAAGUCCAAUGCGAAUGCAAGAAAUAUUUGCGACAUUGGAAAUGCUUUGUGGUUUCAUGUUGAUAUCGAGACAAUUGAUUCCUUUGGCUGGCAUGGUUCUAUCACUGGUGUUACUUUGUCACUGUUAUCUUCUCAAUUUGUUGGAUCAAUUUUAUUGGCACAAUCUUACUUUAUCAUUCGGAGCUUUUAUCCUUGCUAUGUUUGUGAGGCAGGAACCCUAUUGGUAUGAAGGCUGAGGAUUAGAAUACAUAUAUUACUUUUUAGUGAUUUUUAUGCUGGUUUGGAAAUGAAGCUCCUCUUUCUUCUCUCCAAAUCAUGCUUUUUUAAAUUGAGUCUUAUUACUUAUACCAAAUAAAAGAAAGUGUAAUGCAGUGCCUUAUAGACUAAAUAACACUUAAUAAGUGUUCCAGUUUCUUCAAACCUGAUUAAUUAAGUAAUCAUGAAGUAUUUGAUUGUCGAAAUAUUUUUUUAUAUUUUCUUAUAUUUUUUAUCCAAUAUUUUGCAUUUUUGAAAUGUUCAAUCCAUUA